Messenger RNA from Odontomachus brunneus, 1017 nucleotides. RefSeq lists its product as uncharacterized. Gene Ontology annotation, molecular function: ribosomal large subunit binding. Gene Ontology annotation, cellular component: mitochondrion. The transcript is spliced from 4 exons. The record is from RefSeq and is a predicted model, not a curated record. Gene Ontology annotation, biological process: negative regulation of translation; negative regulation of ribosome biogenesis. The coding region runs from base 43 to 813 and encodes 256 amino acids. NCBI's taxonomy places the organism in Eukaryota, Metazoa, Arthropoda, Insecta, Hymenoptera, Formicidae.
CUAAACUUGUCUCACGUUGCCGACAAUUUGAAUUCGUUCGAUAUGCAUUCGUAUAUUUUGAGGAACUUGCUUCGUUCGCGAAGGAUAUUACGCGAAUCUUUCGCAAAAAACAAAGAAAUACUAACGUAUUCGCAGUUAAAACAAUCGAGACAAUUCUCGAAUAAUUCCGGAAAAAAAUCCGGUGAGGCAGAAAAGAUUGACGUCCAAAAAGAUGAUGAUCAUAACCUUACAGCUCCCAUUAACGCCAAAUACAAGGUUUUUCAAGAUGAGGAUGCGGAUGUUAUCUUCGAUGUCACCGAGGAACAACACAAGAUAGACCUGGAAUUGUUAACCGCGCAAGAACAGUUUCAUGAUCCCUAUGCUGGCAUAAAUCUCGAGCGCGGUACUACUGGCGUCUAUGAUAUCGAGGAUCUCGUCAUAUUGCUAGAACUAAACAAGGCCAAGAAUAUUUUCGUGGCAUCUGUACCAAAGGAAUAUGCCUAUGUCGACUAUAUCGUCGUUGUAACUGGCUCAUCAAUCAAACAUAUGAGAGCUCUUGUCACGUUUGUGCGCAAAGUUUAUAAACUGAAACGACACAAGACUGAUAAGUUGCCAAAAAUUGAAGGGGAGAUGUCGAAUGAAUGGAUAGCUAUAGAUUUAGGGAACAUUGCUUUGCAUGUCUUCUCUACAUCUUCUAGAGAGCAUUACGAUUUGGAAACAUUAUGGACAGUUGGCUCACAGUAUGACGAUAAGACUAAUUUGACCAAAGAAAUGGACAUUAUGGAACAAUUCAACACCUUCUUAGCUGAAUUUGAACCAGUUGAGAAUAAAUAAUACAUAUGUAUACAUAUAUAGUUUAAGAGUAAAUCUAAGUUAAGUUGAGAAUAAAUAAUACAUAUGUAUACAUAUAUAGUUUAAGAGUAAAUCUAAGUUAAGUUGAGAAUAAAUAAUACAUAUGUAUACAUAUAUAGUUUAAGAGUAAAUCUAAGUUAAUGCAGUAUAAUCUGAGCUUAAUGAAAGAAUAUAUGUAUUAAUAAA